This is a messenger RNA of Parnassius apollo (apollo), 897 nucleotides long. Lineage: Eukaryota; Metazoa; Arthropoda; Insecta; Lepidoptera; Papilionidae. The record is from the annotation of a GenBank genome assembly.
AUGCGCGCGCCGAACGGCGUGGCGCGAUGGGCGCAGAGCAACGUUGCGCCACUCACAGACUACGCGCGGGUCGCACACGCGCCGAACGUAGCCCCCGCCUUCGUUUACGAUGACCGUAUCAACCAGCGCCUUGCAUUCUGGCAAGGUGAUAUCACAACAUUGGAUGUUGAUGCGGUAACCAAUACAACAAACGAAACUCUCUCGGAAUGCAACGCGGUUAGCGAGAGGAUAUUGCAGGUCGCCGGACCUGACUUAAAGGAAGAGAUUAUCACAAGGGCGCUUGAAUGUCGCACGGGCGAGGUUGUCGUGACCCCGGGCUACCAGCUCCGAUGCCGGCACAUCAUCCACACUGUGAGCCCCAAGUAUGUGGCUAAGUACCACACGGCCGCGGAGAGCUCGCUACACAACUGUUACAAGAAUGUGCUAAUUAAGGCUAGCGAACUGGGCGCUCGAUCACUGGCAUUAUGCGUACUGAGCUCACCACGCAGAAACUUCCCGCCUGAUGUGGCCGCACAUGUCGCUUUGCGCACGAUCCGGCGGCACCUGGAGCAGAGCGCGCUGCCGCAGCUGGUGGUGGUGUGCGGCGGCGGCGUGGAACUGUCGCCGCUGAGCGCGCUGGCCGCGCUGUACUUCCCGCGCAGCGCGCGCGAGGCGCUUAGCGCGGCCGCGCGCCUGCCCGAUCCCGGCGGCCCGCCCGAGCGCCGCAUCCGCAUCAUACACAACCCGCACGAGCCGCACGAGCCACACGCAGCGGACGACGAUACUGCGUGCGACUCUGACGCGGCGGCUGAGGCGGCGGCCGCGUUUGCACGCGCCUGCGCCCCCGACACGCAGCGCUUGCUCGCGCCCGCCUCCCCGAUCGCGCCUCGUCGCCUUCUCCACGACCACGACGAGUGA